AUGGCUCGUGAAGGUACCCGUCAGUCAACCGGAAACGCCAGACCAAGAAUCUUCCCAACGGUCCCCGAAGUUACUAUCGCUGCUCCUAAGAAGAAGGCUUCUAUGAACAUCGGGGCGAAGAGAGGACCGAAGGCUGCUACAACCAAGGCUUCGAAGCCCGUUGGUAUUACCAAGAAGGUUGCUCCAGCUAAGAAGACCGCUGUGGCAAACAAGCUCAAGGGAGUCGUUAAGAAAACCGAGGCUGCGAUCACCAAGACCCCAGCUAAGAAGGCCGCCGCUACUAAGAAGACCAAGGAUACCGAUGGAUCCAAGACCUCUACCAAGCCUAAGACCUCUGUGAAGGCUAAAACCGUCAAAAAGUAG
This is a messenger RNA of Drepanopeziza brunnea f. sp. 'multigermtubi' MB_m1, 363 nucleotides long. RefSeq lists its product as uncharacterized. The record is from RefSeq and is a predicted model, not a curated record. NCBI's taxonomy places the organism in Eukaryota, Fungi, Ascomycota, Leotiomycetes, Helotiales, Drepanopezizaceae.